Molecule: messenger RNA, 1841 nt
Organism: Notolabrus celidotus (New Zealand spotty)
Lineage: Eukaryota; Metazoa; Chordata; Actinopteri; Labriformes; Labridae
Gene: edn2
Product: endothelin 2
Exons: 5
Coding region: 116-622 (168 amino acids)
Biological process (GO): intracellular calcium ion homeostasis; vein smooth muscle contraction; regulation of vasoconstriction
Cellular component (GO): extracellular region
Molecular function (GO): hormone activity; endothelin B receptor binding
Source: RefSeq, a predicted model, not a curated record
UGAACACAAAGCACCUGUUGCUGCCCUCCAGCCUCAACACAAACCACCGUGAAGACUCCUCUCCAGCUCUCUGAGUGUGACUGCGGCUGCUGCAAAGCAUCAUCAGACAGUAACCAUGGCUUCCUUCAUGUGCAAGACUCUGGUUUUAUUCAUCAUCAUCUGCACAGCUCUGCAAGAGGGUUGUGGGCUCCCCUUAUCAGACCGGGCAGAGCUGCCAGCUCAGGCUCCUCAUCCACACCGCGUCAGGACCAAGCGCUGCUCCUGCAGCAGCUGGGAUGAUAAAGAGUGCAUCUACUUCUGCCACCUGGAUAUUAUCUGGGUCAACACGCCGAGUAAACUUCUCCCUUAUGGCCUUGGAAGUCCCCAGUCUCGCCGCCGCCGUCGGUCAGCUGACCGAUGUGAAUGCCUCGACACUGCCGAUAAAACCUGCUCCGGCUUCUGCCACACAAGCUCACACAGUUCAAGGAGUGAGGACGUGGGUACGUUGGUGCAAUCUGCAAACACAAACAGGAACAAACUUCUGGAGUCUUUCAGAACUGUUGUCAAGUCCAACAUGGCGGUCGCAAAAAGUGCUCAGUCAUCAAAGCAGAACCUAGGUGGAGUGAACAGGACGAGGAGGUAAAGGACCAAGGAAGCACCUAAAGCACUCCAUCUCUAAUGGACUGCAGACUCAUCCAGCUGCCUUCAGUGACAGCGUCAGAGUUUUAACAGCUCUGGGGGAUGCAGAGGAGGAAGCAUAAAGUGCAGAGGAUCAAACAUUUGAUGAAGAAAACAGAGCUGUAAAGGACUGGCAGCUCACCAAGACUGAAGCCCUUCAGCAACAGAAAGCUUGGGUGGAGAUGUUUGGAGUCAUUCCUGCACUCUGUGAACUUUUUUUGAACUUACACGCCAAAGGAAGGAUCCGUUAAAAUCCAAGGACGCAGGGAAUCAUGGAGGAGCUGCGUCAGGAAACACUAAUGGGUCACUGAUCCGUGUGCCUUUGGGUCCUUCGUGGUGACUCGUCUGAUGGGACACUUUUAAAUCCUCCUGCCAUCUGAGUGGAUAACAGAAUAUCACUGAGUCACGUCAGCCCUGUCCUCGGUUGGGAAUUGUUUGUCAUUGUUUCUGUCACUGCUGACCUUUUGGUCCAGUGUAAUCCUCCUCUGUAUCAGAGCUGGGAUCUGUCCUCCUGCCUAAUGUUUAGGGACAAUUAGCAUGUAGCUUUCUGAGUUAUCAGGCAGUACUUGAAAUCGGCAGCUUGUCUACUGUUCACAAUGCUUCAGUGAAACGAAGGUCGUCUAUCUAACAAACAAUAAGCUUUAUACAAGGCCCAUUGUCAGCACCAUAUACUGCAUACUUUCUGCUGAACAACAGCUACAGUAACUCUAUUGUGUUGGCCCGUGUGUUUAUUGCAUAUGUCCUGUUUAAUGUUUUCAUUGAAGAUAAGCCAGAAGGUUUCAAUAAUGUGCCGCUUGCCAAAAAUGCGACAAUUGUUUUUCUCUCCUGACAAAUGUUUCCUUAAUCCCUCUGUGAUUGGUCUCUGGGGGAUAAGGACUCUUAACUGGUGUUGUGCACUUCAGAAGCUGUUUGUCCACAUCCUGCACUUUUUCUCUGCACCGUUAUUUUGUCGUCAACGCACGGACACGUGGAACUUUAAACCUUCACGAUCAGUCAGAACACAUUCAUCCUCAAAUAUCGAAAUGCUGGAUGUGUCAUGUUUGUACUCGCUCAGACGUUUACUGUUCAUGCCGAAUAUUGAAUAAUUGAACUUUUAUUUAUUCUCUAACUUAUUCAGAGGUUUAUUUAUAUUUUCAUGAAUGAUGCACUGAUUCAUGCAAAAGAAAAUAAAAGAUGCAACAAAA